CUUUGUUAUUAUUACAAUGGCGACUAAAAUGAUAACACUUAGGACGGCUGUUACCCAACUAGGACUUUUGCUUCAAAAGUUCCCUCGUUCUUCAAUGCUGAAUCAAAAUGCUGUUAUUACCAGAUGCAUGCAUUUCAAUUAUGUUCCCGAAACACCAGCGAAAGAAUUUGGGGAAACUACUCGAAUGAACUUGUUUCAGUCUAUUACAAGUGCUCUAGACAUUGCCCUUGCCAAAGAUUCCUCAGCAGUUCUGUUUGGUGAAGAUGUAGCAUUUGGUGGUGUGUUUAGAUGUAGUGUUGGACUUAAGGACAAAUAUGGUGCAGACCGUGUUUUCAACAGUCCUCUGAGUGAGCAGGGGAUCGUGGCAUUUGGUAUUGGAAUAGCACUGACUGGUGCCACUGCCAUAGCAGAGAUUCAGUUUGCUGACUACAUCUUCCCAGGCUUUGAUCAGUUAAGGAAUGAAGCUGCCAUGUACAGAUACAGAUCUGGUAAUGAAUUUGACUGCGGCAGGCUGACUAUUAGAGCACCAUGCAGCGCGGUGGGGCAUGGGUCCCUGUAUCACUCGCAGAGUGUGGAGGCUUUCUUUGCUCACUGUCCUGGGUUAAAAGUAGUGACACCCCGAGGGCCAGUCCAGGCUAAAGGGUUGCUCCUGGCCUGUAUACGAGACAACAACCCCUGCAUCUUCCUAGAGCCCAAGAUCUUGUACAGGUCGGCAGUGGAGGAGGUGCCUGUGGGAGACUACAUGUUGCCCCUGUCUAAGGCGGAGGUUGUGUUGGAGGGCACAGACGUGACCUUGAUAGGGUGGGGCACCCAGGUGCACGUGCUAAAGGAGGUGGCGGGGCUGGCGCAGCAAAAACUCAACGUCUCGUGUGAGGUCAUUGACCUACGCACGGUUCUACCCUGGGAUAGAGAUACUAUAAUGCAGUCUGUGAAGAAAACAGGGCGUGUCCUAAUUUCCCAUGAGGCGCCCAUUACUAUGGGGUUUGGUGCUGAGCUAGCAGCCUCUAUUCAGCAAGAAUGUUUCCUCCACCUGGAGGCGCCCAUUGAGCGGGUGUGUGGCUACGACACGCCCUUCCCCCACGUGUACGAGGUGUUCUACAUGCCGGACAAGUGGAGGUGUAUAGAGGCCAUCAAAAAACUUGUUAGUUUCUGAUUCAUGCACAGACUUGGUUGGUUGGGACAGUGGAUCCGCUGAUGGCUGGUUCACCUGGUAGUGAUGUAUAAACCAGUGGUUUUAUCGUGUGGAUGUCUUGUAAAAUUGAUGUGUGAUUAUAAUUAAUGUCAACUUGAUAUUUUGUUUGUAAAUAGAAACCCAGUUGCGAGAUUCAAUAUGAGAGCAUGAGGUAAAGGAGAUAUUUGGCUGUACACGAGGAGGUACUGGGUGGUUGAUGACCUACUUGUUAGGUGGUCAGCUGUUGACCUACUUGUUAGGUGGUCAGCUGGCAGCUAGAUAUGGCUGCAGUGGCUGUAGGUCAAGCCUGGUCACUCCAAGCUGUGUGGGUCAGCUGCUCUUGGUGCGAUGUAAUGUUCUAUACCAGAUUUUAUGUAUUUCUUUUGUUGCUGUAUCUCCGUCUUGAUGGGUAGUGUCGCCUCUACCCCAGCUGGGGUAGUGUCGCCACUACCCCAUCUAGGGUAGUGUCGCCUCUACCCCAUCUAGGGUAGUGUCGCCUCUACCCCAUCUAGGGUAGUGUCGCCUCUACCCCAUCUAGGGUAGUGUCGACUCUACCCCAUCUAGGGUAGUGUCGCCUCUACCCCAUAUAGGGUAGUGUUGCCUCUACCCCAUCUAGGGUAGUGUCGCCUCUAUCCUAGCUAGGGUAGUGUCGCUAACUGAAGGUAUUGUGUUAUUGUUAUUAUUCCUGUAAACCAAACCUUACAUAAACAAAGCUAAGAACUAUUGUACUUGGUGUGGUAUCGCCUCCCACUAAGUCUAUUGGACAACUCAUGAUGUUCAACAUCCUUGACCAGAGUGGCACUAGAAUGACCAUAAGAGUUGUGACCUAGAUAGAUGCUCCCCCUGAUAGCAGCUGUGAUGAAAGCUUGUCCACAUCCAACAGGGUCACUUGUUUUAUGUUCAACAUUGAGAACUCAUUCUCGCUUAUCCAGAAAUAUUUUCAAACUUGCAACACUAAAUAUGGAGGUUUUAUUCUCGCUUAUUCAGAAAUAUUUACAAACCUAAAACAUUAAACAUGUACAUAGUCA
Messenger RNA from Physella acuta, 2199 nucleotides. Its product is annotated as 2-oxoisovalerate dehydrogenase subunit beta, mitochondrial. Gene Ontology annotation, cellular component: oxoglutarate dehydrogenase complex. NCBI's taxonomy places the organism in Eukaryota, Metazoa, Mollusca, Gastropoda, Physidae. The record is from RefSeq and is a predicted model, not a curated record. Gene Ontology annotation, biological process: response to nutrient; branched-chain amino acid catabolic process.